ACUUGAAAUUUAAGUACGAAGACCUGUAAAGCUGGUUGGGACAAGGUGGCUGGCUCAUCAUCACCGUGCACUAAAUUCAUUCUCACACAAUUGGCCAGCAGUGAUUGUGCACCUUGAGGAUCUCAGUCAAACCGGUGACAGCACAGAUCGGUUUACUGCUACAGAAUUGUUAAAAACUCUGAAAUCUUUAGAGUUGAUCUACUUCAUGAACUUCAUGCUUACAUACCUGGCUAUAAUGGCUGAGCUGUCUUUGGUUUUGCAAAGAAACACAACCACUGUAGAUGUUGUCAUUGAGAAAACCUGUGCAGUAAAGCAACAGCUACAAAAUGUGCUUGCUCCAACAGAACUGAAUGCUAUUCUGAUAAAUGGGCUUGAUGAUCCUGAAAAUCCUACAAAAUUCAGGUCUCUAGAGUUGGAAACAAGACAGCCCAGAAGCACCAGGAGUAAUGCAACUGUGUCCUGCAGUGACAGUGAAAGCGUACAAUCAACUUGCAAGGGUGCAGUAAGUGUAAAACAAAAAGUUGCUCUUCAGGCCACAAAGAUUAUUGAAGGAACAGUCAACAACAUCUCAAAGAGAUUUGAGCCCUUGUUUUCUCAUCGAGUCAUGAAGGCUGCAGCAGCCAUAAUAAACCCUGCAAAUUGGCCAGAAUCACUAGAAGGCCUCGCAGAGUAUGGGGUAGAAUAUGUAAAAGAUUUGUACUCUCAUUUCAGAGGACUUUUAGAGAACAGACAUGUUGAUCCAACGCAAUGCCAGCUACAGUGGAUUGAGCUAAAACUGCAUUUGUCGAAGAAACGCUGCUUGGAAAUGGAGUCACAAAAUAAGCAAAAACAAAAGGUUACAAGAAACUCUCAUCAGAACACAUUCCUGAACCCCAUCAGCAUGUGGUCAACAGUGCUCUCAGAUGAGGAGUAUCAGCUGAGGUUCAACCAUAUCUUCCCCAUCAUCAGGAUUAUUCUGGUUUUGCCAGUGCACACAAGUGAACUGGAACGUGGAUUUAGUCACAUGAAUGUCACCAUGAAUAAUCAGCGCACUCAUCUCACAACAGAAUCAUUGACAGAUCUGUUAACAAUCAAGCUUAGUGGACUAGACUUCAGGACAUAUGACCCAAUUGGGGCAAUUAUGAAGUGGUGCCCAUGGAGAAACGAGGGGAAGAUCAAACGCAGACUGAACACUAGACCCUAUGGUCCCAGAAGUAAGCAGUUCAAGCCUGGGGAGCCCAAUGACAUGGAGAAGUCAAAGUCUCUGCCAUGCCCACAGUUUCCCUACACAUCAUGGCAGUCAGACUCCUCUGAUGGUGAACCUAGUGAUGACGAUCACGAUUGUUGA
This is a messenger RNA of Acanthaster planci (crown-of-thorns starfish), 1327 nucleotides long. RefSeq lists its product as uncharacterized. The record is from RefSeq and is a predicted model, not a curated record. NCBI's taxonomy places the organism in Eukaryota, Metazoa, Echinodermata, Asteroidea, Valvatida, Acanthasteridae.